CCCCCGGUAUAUAAAGAAAAACCAACGUCCUCUUCCUCCUCCCCUUUCAUGCUACUAGUGAGUGGUCCCGUCCUCUGUCGUGGAAAGAAUCAAAUUAAAACCGGCGGAGCGGAAUCUUAAUUUUUCAGUCUGGCUGAUGAUGACAGAGCAAAAAGAAGAAAUGAUGCAGAAAUCCUCUUCGAAUUUAGCGCCAAUUCAGAAGGUGAAGUUCUUAUGCAGUUUUGGAGGCAAAAUUCAGCCACUCCCUAAUUGGAACAGGCUCGUCUACUCCGGCGGGGACAGUAAAAUCCUCAUUGCCGACCGGAACAUUAAACUCGGGGAGCUCAUCGGGAGAAUAGUUUCCGUUUGCCGUAUCACUUGGGGAAGCGUGACCGUAAAGUAUAAGCUCCCGGGAAAAGACCUCAGCGUUUUGGUCCCUUUAACCGACGAUCAUGACCUUGAGAACCUGAUGCAGGAGUACGAGCGACUCCACCGGGAUCGUUCCCCGGCGGCUCCGGCGAGUAUUAGGCUCAUUAUCGAGGUGUCUGCUCCGAUUUGGCUGAAUUCGGGACCCGGUUCCGGUCUUAACCCGGAUUAUCUAUUCGGAUUCGAUAAGGAGUCCGACUACAGCAAGUUAGUCCACGACGAUCUCGAAUUGGAGCAUUGGAAGAUCCCACGUGCCGGCGAUUGUCAGCCCAUUUCAACACCACCCGAAUCGGACCAACAGAUUGGCGGUUACAAAUGCACAGCUGGCGAUGGUGAUGUGGCGCAAUCGCAGAAGCGUGAUGGUCCUGAUGAUGAUAAUGGUGGUGUUUCCGCAGCAAUGCCGCCGCAGCAACAAGUGAUUUACUGGAUUCCGGGGACUCUUGCUUUGCCGACGACGCCGCGGAUGGGGUUUGGCCGUCCGGCCAACAGUUGUAGUUAUUGCUGGAGUGAGGCAGCGCCGGUGUACGUUUUGGUUCCAUCCACCACAACUGUUUCAAGAUUGAGAUUGGCGUGAGACAGUGAGACACCUAUUGUUGAUCUACUUUUUUUUUUUUUUUCAAGUACGAGAGUUUGAAAAACUGAUGCAUAACUGCAUAUAACUUUUCGGUACGUUUGACGGAUACAGUCUUUUUUUUUUUUUUUUUGGCAAUUUGACGAGUUUUGGAUUAGACAUCUUUCUUCGUCUGUCCUAAGAUUAUUGUUUUACCACAAUAAUUUUGGAACCGAGUGUGUAUAUAUAAAUUUGUGAGCAUUAUGUUUUUUCGGUUUAAUUUAUUUUUGGUAUAUGUUCGUAGAAAGUGAAAUGUUUUUUUGCUUCACUCUUUGGGGUAAAAAAUUUUAAGUGCAAUUAUAGCUGUGCUUGCCUUGUUUUGGAGCCUAAGGAUUAACGAUUGAUGGUUGUGACAAUUAAUGUUACUUCUUUUUCCUCCAAUUGUUUGUGUUAGUGACUUUGUGUAAUGAAUAAAUUGGUUGGAUUACUCUGUUCUUUAUUAGUUGUUGAAGUCUUGAAGAGAGUUGUAGUUCUUUUUUUCUUUUUUUGUUUUACCCUGCAAACUGUUGCGGCCGGUUGAUUGAUAUGUUGAGAAG
Molecule: messenger RNA, 1551 nt
Organism: Oldenlandia corymbosa var. corymbosa
Lineage: Eukaryota; Viridiplantae; Streptophyta; Magnoliopsida; Gentianales; Rubiaceae
Source: the annotation of a GenBank genome assembly